Notechis scutatus (mainland tiger snake) is the source of this 817-nucleotide messenger RNA. Lineage: Eukaryota; Metazoa; Chordata; Lepidosauria; Squamata; Elapidae. The record is from RefSeq and is a predicted model, not a curated record.
UUGGACACGCCCCUCUGGGCUCAUUUCCCGCUCGCUUCUGGAGAGUGAGGGAGAAACGGCCGCCAUUUUGUCGGCGGUCAGAAACUCAAGGAAGGACGCGAACGAAAAACACAGGAAAUGGGCAAGGAAUGAUGCAAGGACAAGUUAUGGACGGUUCCAUUGGAGCUGGAAGAGGAUAUUCCAAUAUGUCAUCCCCAAACCCAGGAAUGGGAAAUGCUGGUAUUCUAAUGGCAGAGACAUCACAGCAGGGUUCUCCCCAAAUGGGAGGGCAGGCGAGCCUGAGAGGUCCACAGCCUGGAGCAAUGAACAAGGAUGAUGACUUGGGCAUUGCCCGCAAUAACACUGAAGACCAUGAGCACAAGAUGGAGAAACGGGGCCUCGGUAUGGAUAAUGGGAGCAACAACCAACAGGCAGCCGCCAUUCAGAGUCCUGCUGACUCACGUCGCCUGAGUAUCCAGCGCUGCAUCCAAUCCUUAAUUCAUGCCUGCCAGUGUCGCAAUGCCAACUGUUCAGUGCCAUCUUGUCAAAAAAUGAAGAAAGUUGUCCAGCACACAAAACGCUGCAAGCGCAAAAUCAGUGGAGGGUGUCCAGUUUGCAAACAACUCGUUGCUCUUUGCUGCUACCAUGCUAAGCACUGCCAGGAGAACAAGUGCCUAGUGCCACUUUGCCUAAAUAUCAAACGUAAACUUCGUCAGCAAGAGCUUCAGCAUCGCCUACGACAGGCCCAGAUCCUCCGGAGGAGGAUGAAAGCCCCCGCAGGAGGGUGAAGCCAUAGUGUAGAGCAACAGCAAGGGUUGCCUUCAAAAGUAGUUCGUUU